Molecule: messenger RNA, 1704 nt
Organism: Desarmillaria tabescens
Lineage: Eukaryota; Fungi; Basidiomycota; Agaricomycetes; Agaricales; Physalacriaceae
Exons: 5
Coding region: 1-1704 (567 amino acids)
Source: RefSeq, a predicted model, not a curated record
AUGCUCGCUGUAUGUCUCGCAGCCCUAGCAUACCUUGCUCUACCUUUUGCCCUUGUUUCCGUUUACUUCAAGCCAAGAAAUGCAGCCUCUGAUGCUGCGAGGCUUGGAUAUGUCCUCAAGAAUCAAGUGACACAUGCACGUUUCCUUCCUGCAUUAUCCAAGCACGCCUUCAGCUAUCCUACUGUAUCUCUGUUGGUAUCUCUGAAGGCCCUAGAGUCAGGAAAGCUAGACCUAGGUUAUGGCCUGGUGUUUCGCUACGGUGGACUGUGGGGAAGGCUCACCGGACUGAGGGCGGAGCCGUAUCUGUCGCCUCAAGUAGGGUCUGAGUCGAUACGAGACAAAUUGAACGCUUUGCUCACCACGCAUGAAUACAGCGAGGAUUUGCUUGACGAUGUCUGGAUGAUGACGAUGCCGAGUUACUUGGGAUUUGAAGGCAUCAACCCUCUGACCGUUUAUUUUUGCUACAAGGCAGGGGUCUUCUGGCUGACUGUACUUGAAAUUCAUAAUACGUUCGGUGAAAGCCACGUUCAUGUUUUAGAAGUGGGAAAGAAUGAGGAUUCUUGCGGUAACCGAUUUGAUCAUCAAUGGACCUUCCCACGGAACUUCCAUGUGUCCCCAUUCAACGACCGGUCCGGGUUCUAUACAAUACGUAUACGGAAACCUAGUCAUCCUCCAGGUAAAGCCUACACCCCGCACGCACCUCCUCUACCUAUCGUCAGUGUCGAUCUCUAUACAGAAGAUGCCUCAGUACCUGCUGUACCAGGCCAGCUCAAACUGUCUGCAACACUCCGAGCUAAAUCUGCCAAACCGCUAGACACGCGUUCCCUUCUUCCUAUCCUUCUUGCUGCACCCUUCGACCUGUUCCUUUCAUUCCCUCGAAUUGUUUACCACGCAUGGAUACUGCAUUAUUCAAAGCGUCUAGAUGUAUUUAUCAAGCCCGACCCAAGACCUGUCAACUCAGAGCGGAGAUCUGUACCGGGCGGCGGAGUCAAGUGGCUUGGGGAAGGCAUCUUUGAAGCCUAUACACGAAGACGGCUCGAGACAUAUCUCAAGCAGAAGGUCGAAGAAAUAGGUGUAACUGUUCGACUGGUGCCAAAUGACCAGGGGGCGCCUAGUAUAGUUUUCCAGCCCAGGGCACGGGGCGAAGACUGCCAGGAAUUAACAGUUCGUUACCUUUCUGGAAAAUUCUUUACCAUCAUGUUCAUGGCACCUUCUGCUGCCCAUGCAUAUCUCCUGGGAGUCCGCUCCGAAGGCAUCUUCACUGUGUCUUCGGAAACGCUUUUUGUCUCCGUUUUCGAACCGCAGCAUCAAGCGGGACGUCUCAGUGGAAGACAGUGUAUGCGGCGCAAGGUCGUUCCACCUUCUCUUCCAUUGCCUAUUCCACAGGGGCAUAUCUUGGAUGUGGAUGCUCUCGGAACAGUGGUGCUAUGGGUUUCGUGGCGAAUGGACGAACUUGAGAAUGUUUUGUUUCGGUCGUUUCGCGCCAGAAUCCAGCCAGGAGGUGAACCAUGGUAUUGGAAUCAAUGGGAUAGAGCCCUGGCUGUUUGGGAGAGUGGUAUCAAGCGCUCUGCGGUUGUAGCCUAUUUUGAGAGAAGGAAAGUAGGAAUCAAGACGGACGCUUCGGCCACUCCUGCUGGCGCGACGGAACGUCCCCUUGACUCCAACGAUCUAUGCAACUCUCUAGGCACUUACUUUGGCAGUUAA